GUCGCCCGGGGGCGCUCGGCCUUGACCGUCAAUGCAGUGUACCGUUCACUAUCUAUAGUCCUGCAUCACUAGAGGACUAUACUAUGGCAUCACUUCACACUACUAUACUCUCCCCUACUAUGGAUAGGGGCCCCCCCCCAAUCAAUAAUUUGGAUAGGCUCCCAGCGGGGGUCGGACGAGUACCGUCAGGUCCUCUCCCUCCAAGCUAUUCUAUUAGGAGAGGGGCGUUUCUCGAUAUAGGUAGGGGGCCUCGAUGAACCGGGUGAUUCUCACCCUUUCUCAUUGAGAAAGAGAGGUGAGCCUCCCCUCCCUUUCUACCCGCAUCUAUAGUGGGGGGUUCCAAUCGGAGUAGACAUCUAUGGGAUGGAUUAGUACUAGCAACAGCGGCAUAAAAGCAAUCAACGGAAAACAAGACUGACCCCGUAGGGGCCUAGCCGGAAGAACCAAUCUAAGCCUGCAGGGUGGGAAUGAUGUUCUCUCCAAGCAUCGGGUGUGAGGCCUACCCACUGUUCAUCUGGAGCAUGCGAUAAAAGUUAUGGCUGGUCUAUUUUAUCCAUCUCCUAGUUUCACUAGCAGGCUUAUUAAUUAACAGAGGUUUCCCCGCAGUGCCCGAUUCUAGAUCAAGAGCGUCGAAACAAUGCUAAUAAUGAGAGGGGAAAGCACCCAACUUCUAUCAUACGGGGCUGUGCGGGUGGUCGGGACAUGCUUCCUUAUUAGCGAGUUGGGGCUGGAUGCUCCUACUGAAUCGAAACAGUUCACUACGCCCUACUAUUUGAGAGGGCUCUACGGGGGGCCUACUAGAACUAGUGCCGGGGUGGGGCCUUUCUAUAGUUGAUAGUAGGGCCCCCGGGACAUGGAAUGGGUCUAGCUCACGAUAAAGCUGCUUCUCAGAGGUCCAUAGAAUUGUAGGGCGGCUAGAAUUCUUUUCAACUUCAAUUGAUUCUAUACGUAACAUGCCUGGCCACUCAUGUGACGUAUAUAGACUGCAUCGUUAUACUAGAGUCUAGUUUGGCCUAGACUAUCUCCCGGGCCCUAUAGAUAGUAGACCGUGUCGUAUCUCCGAAAACAAGGAUUCCCCACAUCUACCUACACAACGAUCUGCAUGGGGAUAGACACACAAGCCCGAUCGGGGGAGUCUAGGUGCACCGAUUAUUCCCCACAUCUACCUACACAAGCCCGAUCUGCAUGGGGAAGUCGAUGCCGAUUAGCUUUUUAAGGAUAGGCAAAUCUUUUUUGGUGCCAUAGUAGAUUAAUAAACCUGCUAGCCCUUGAGAAUAGUAGGGCGGGAUUGGCACCCGGAAAUUUCCAUUGAGGGGGAGUCGAAUUGAGGGGACAGAGACAUGACACAACGAUUUUCCAUUCUCAAACAACCCAUAUUCUCCACACUGAACCAGCAUUUGAUAGAUUAUCCGACCCCGAGCAAUCCGAGUCAUUGGCGGGGGUUUGGUUCGUUAGCUGGUAUUUGUCCAGCCAUUCAGAUAGUGACCGGCGUUUUUCCAGCUAUGCAUUACACACCACAUGUGGAUCUAGCUUUCAACAGCGUAGAACAUAUCAUGAGAGAUGUUGAAGGGGGCUGGUUGCUUCGUUAUAUGCAUGCUAAUGGGGCAAGUAUGUUUCUCAUCGUGGUUUACCCCCAUAUUUUUCGCGGUUUGUAUUAUGCGAGUUAUGACAGUCCUAGGGAAUUUGUUUGGUGCCUCGGAGUUGUCAUCUCCCUGUUAAUGAUUGUGACUGCUUCUAUAGGACAUGCACUACCUCGGGGUCAAAUGAGCUUUCGGGGAGCUACGGUAAUUACAAGCUCAGCUAGCGCCAUACCCGUAGUGGGAGAUACGAUCGUGACUUGGCCGUGGGGUGGUUUCCCCGUGGACAAUGCCACCUUAAAUCGUUUCUUUAGUCCUCAUCAUCCACUCCCUUUUAUUCCAGUAGGCGCCAGUCCUCUUCAUCUGGCCGCAUUGCAUCAAUAUGGAUCGAAUAAUCCAUUGGGUGUGCAUUCAAAGAUGGAUAAAAUCGCUUCUUAUCCCUAUUUUUACGCGAAGGAUCUAGUAGGUCGGGUAGCUUCCGCUAUCUUCUUUUCCAUUUGGAUUUCUUGUGCUCCUAAUGUAUUGGGGCAUCCCGACAAUUAUAUACCCGCUAAUCCGAUGGCCACCCCGCCUCAUAUUGUGCCGGAAUGGUAUUUCCCACCAAUCUAUGCCAUUCCUCGCAGUAUACCCGACAAAUUAGGAGGUGUAGCCGCAAUAGCACUCGUUUUUCCACCGCUUUUGGCUCUCCCUUUUCUGAAAAGUUCGUAUGUUCGUAGCUCAAGUUCUCGUCCGAUCUACCAGAAACUCUUUCGGUUUUUCCUGGCGGAUUGCUUACUAUCAGGUCGGAUCGGAUGUGAACCCGUGGAGGCACCAUAUGUGACUAUUGGACAAAUUCCUUCAGUAGCUUUCUUCUUGUUCUUUGCCCUAACGCCCAUUCUGGGACGAGUUGGAAAGAGAAUGACCGAUUAUUACACCAAUCACUUACAAUUCGAGGGCAUCGACCGAACUAUCUCCUCCGAUGCCAUAGAAUAGUAGGGGCCCACCCUCGAUUCUAGCCCUUAUUAUAGCAGGCGUCAUUAAUGAACGGCUCGCCCAACUUCUAUUGCCCCCCACCCACCCCGGGUGGGAGGAGGCUAUGGUACUGCAGUCAAGCCCUCGACAUUAUAUGGACCCACUUUUCUCGACAUCUCGACCAACCGGUCGAGCCCGAGGGCGCUCUCCCAAUGCAGACCCACCCCACCCCCCUACUAGAGUUAAUUAGAAGAGGGGGAGGCGGGGUUUUAAGGCGGUCGAGAGCCCGUGGGGGGGGCGGUGAGCGAUAAUUGAAUUUGGCGAACCGCCCCGGACUACCCGGGAGAGGACCGCCCCACUAGACUAUUGAACCCCCCCGACUACAGUUUAGUUCAGUGUAGUCUAGCCCGGGCCCUUACUCUAGCAGGUUCCAGUAAAGAAUUGACUGGUAGACUCUAGUUGGCUUUUAGUUGAGUUGAGUCUAGAAAGGUGGUCUAGUGCCGGGUAGCCCUACCCCCCACCCUCAUAGCUUCCCCCAUGCUUUCCGUUGGUAAAAACUGACCACCCGAAUCCCUAUAUCUCCGGUUGUAUCUUGACAGUAGUCUCUUUACCGCAGAUCUUGACUAACUAUUCGUACGCUUCAUUCUGGAGAUAUAUAUAUCUAUCUAUCUCUAUCUAUCUAUCUAUAUAUAUAUAUAGAUAGAUAUAUAUAGAUAUAUAUAAGAGAUAUAGAGAUAGAGGAAAUG
Cryptomeria japonica (Japanese cedar) is the source of this 3274-nucleotide messenger RNA. RefSeq names its product cytochrome b-like. The record is from RefSeq and is a predicted model, not a curated record. Gene Ontology annotation, cellular component: membrane. Bases 1341 to 2549 code for a protein of 402 amino acids. NCBI's taxonomy places the organism in Eukaryota, Viridiplantae, Streptophyta, Pinopsida, Cupressales, Cupressaceae. Gene Ontology annotation, molecular function: quinol-cytochrome-c reductase activity. The transcript has a single exon. Gene Ontology annotation, biological process: mitochondrial electron transport, ubiquinol to cytochrome c.